This is a messenger RNA of Harpegnathos saltator (Jerdon's jumping ant), 6469 nucleotides long. It is a transcript of the gene hob, whose product is annotated as bridge-like lipid transfer protein family member hobbit. Bases 16 to 6291 code for a protein of 2091 amino acids. NCBI's taxonomy places the organism in Eukaryota, Metazoa, Arthropoda, Insecta, Hymenoptera, Formicidae. The record is from RefSeq and is a predicted model, not a curated record. The transcript has 15 exons.
AAAGAAAGAAAGAAUAUGACUGGAUUAUUUGCGUUUUGUAUAAUUUUUUUUAUACUUUAUUGUUAUUUUACAUGGGUGAUACCAAGAGUGUUAGCAUGGCUGGUGAAACGUCGUUACAAAAUUCAUUUACGAGUGGGCCAUAUCUCUUUACCUUAUUUUAUCCUCCGUGAUGUCAAUAUAACAAAAAAUGGUUUUACAUUGCAAGUUGAAGAAAUAAGUGUACGCAGCAGUUUGUUUAGCAGUGAUGUGGCAAAAUUAUUAGCUGUUAUUAUGAGAGAUGUUAGAAUAAAUAAAGAUGUCCCAGUUGAUCCAACAUACAAGAUAAAACAAUCCAAUGAAGUAUUAGAUUUUAGAAACAAGAAAAUACCUCCAAUGAUUAUUACAUUUGUACAGUUUAUGGCUGUGCAUGUAGAAAACAUAAGCUUACUGGCUCUCGGCAAUGGUUGGUUAGCAAAUGGGAGCGCAGAAAGUCUCAAUUUGGAUGGCAGUAUUGUACAUGGUGCACGCACACUCUUAGCAUCAGCUUCUAUUGUUGGCGGUGCUAUGAAAUUACUGCGACAUGCUUCUGAUGCAUGUCUUUCACAAAUAACAUUUGCUGGGACAGUAGAAGCUACAUUUAAAGCUCAAGGAGAACUCUCAGUUGAGACAUUGUAUGUCGGAGUAACACAGACCGAAGGAUCAGGUGGUGCGGGCCUUAUCCACUUCUUGAGAGACAGACAAACAUUGAGUCCUGCAGCAUCAUGCAACAAUGUAAAUAGUAAUUCGUCCAAUGACUUAAUUGCUAGACUAGCGCCUGUUUUACCCAAAGAUUUUACAUUGAAAAUUGGUAAUUCAUUGAUAAUAGCUGGCAGGGAAGAUAGUAGCAUGAUAGGUUUGGAGGGUACUUUGAGAAGUCUUCAAGUUAAUGCAAAAUUUCAAGCUAAUAGAGCACGGUUGAACUUCACUGUCAAUUUAGAUGGCUUAUGCAUACGUGGAAAACUCCCUAUUUUAACCUUGCAGUCACUGUCCAUCGAAACAAAGAUGGAGGAGAAUGUCUUAUUCAUUAAUGUACAACUGAACAAUCUCUCGAUAAUGUACGAUCAUAGAGACUGGGAAUCGUUGCUGUAUGCUAAUGAGAAUGACAUUUCGAAGCCCGUUAGUGAUAUAUCGCUGAGAGAUCAACUGCCCAGUAUCGAAGUGAGACUAGACACGGAGCUAUAUGAUUCCUCGUUGAAUGUUAAGUUGCCAGACGUGCAAGAAACAUCUUGCGGUGUCGCGCAUAUGAAAUUCUCCUUGAAUUCAUCCACAGAUAAAACCGAGGAUCUAAAUACAGAAUUGAUCGUCGAAUCCUUAUAUUGCGCUUUGAACGGCGUCAACGGCAACAUCUCCGAGACGUCUCACCAAUGGGGUAGCCCGCUCUCUAUCGGGGUAUUAUUAGCGACUACUCGUAGCAACGCCAUAGGCAUCGCAGUUGACGCUCUCGUGACGGAAUGGAGUUUAGAACUCGCCAAGUUUCUCGAGCAAGCUUACAGGUGCUACAAGAAAUAUCAACAGCCAGUAGUGAAAAAGAAGGAUACGGUGUCGCGCAGUCCCAUCCAGUUGAAUCUGAAAAUCACAAAUUGCAAUCUAUUCUUUAUCGCGGAGAACGAGUUGUCGAUAAUGAUGCGCCUGGACAUAGCAACUGUAGAGCAAAGCGCAAAGCGAUUCGUAGGCGUGGCAGAAGGCAUGAGCGCGAUCACUCUCAACAAGAACGAGCCAGUUAUGUGCCAGCACGCGCAAGCCUUGACCCAUUCGUUUCUGGCAAUACGAAAGUGCAAAGCUGCGAUCAAUUCCGACGCCGUGAACAUCAGUCUCGAUGGCACCAAUCUAGCGUGGAGUCCGAAUUUGCAUCUUCGCUUGCUGCAAUUCUGGGUAGAAUCCGAGGUUUUCAGAUCUAUUAUCUCCAAUGAAAUGAGCGCAACUCGUAUUGAAGAAGUGCAGAAAAAGAAACGCAUUCUCGAUUUGCUGGCUACGGGUGGAAUCACCGUCUCCGUCGACAUCUCAACCAAACAUUUCCUGAUCCUGACGUCCGAUCAACUGCGUUGGUCGCAGGGCGAAUGGAGACUCAACUAUGUGCGAGUCACGCUGGACAUGGCCGAUAUAAUAAUGAUCGAAGGUUUCGAAUUGGUGCGCGUGAACGAUAACGCGGAGGUGCGAGUGGAGAGACAAAGUAACGAGGGCUUCGUGUUGGAUUGGAACGAGUGCUGGGCCCUGAACGUGGACUCCAUCAAAAUCUGCUUCCCGUAUGAACAUCAAUUCACAAACGCGAUACAGAACGAGUUGUUCAGCAUCAGGAGAUGGCUGAAGGAGAUCCAUUCAUCGAACGCGUCCAAGCAGGAGUCCUUGCCUUGCGAUCUGGUCAUCAAGAUCAAGGAGUGGACGUUCGAGGUCGGCGACGACCCGUUCGAGGUACGUCUGCGCGACAAUUACGAGCUGCUGGAGGAUGAGUACAAGGAAAGCUUGAAGCGGCAGGCGAUGUUGGACGCUAAGGUGCAGGAGCUCUGUCGCGCGCACUUGCUGCUGCCGCAGGGGAAAGUCGAGGAGCUUUACGCCAGUCUAAAUAAAAAGAACGCGGAGAUCUACGUGCAAAGAUGGAAGCAGAUGCAACGGGCCGGUCCGGCGAGGACUCGGCUCUUCGCCUGGAUCAUGCUGGAUCUGGAGAUAUUGGCCUUGGCUGAUCCGUCCAUCAACGGCACGGAGAAGGCGGUGAGGGCACUGCGAGAGAUGGACCCGGAAACGCCGUGGCCCGAGGACGGCCUGGAAUUCAGUACGCUAUGGGUCAGAGGAAUCAGCCUCAAGUGCGCGGAAUGGAAGCUCCAGCUCCGCGAUUUCCCGCAGCCACUGCUGCUGGUGGAGAACCUGAAUAUCUGGGGCAGACUGGCCGGGGCGGAAGCGUUGGCGCCGCUGAGAGCGAAGAGAACCGUCAGGAUCGAAAUUGGUGCGCCGUGGGAGGACAUAGUGGUGGAGAGAGGCAUGACGUCCCUCAAGUAUUAUCACGAUCUCAAUUGGGACAUCGACAAGUUCAGGUACGCGUUCGGGCCGUGCUGGGAGCCGGUGAUAGCGCAAUGCAACCUCAGCUUCGAGAAGAUCCUGCACCCAUCGCGAGAUCCGAGCCCGCCGUUACCGUUUUGGGAUAGAAUGCGACUGGCUCUUCACGGUAGGCUGACGCUCUGUGUGAAACGGCUGACGGUGUUGUUGCACGGCUCUCUGGAUCCUUACAAUACUACGGAGGAAAUGGAACUGACGUGGACCGGGCUGGAGCUCGACUGGACGCAGGGGAAGAUCAUCAUCAAGGGGGAUCUCGACGUGUACGUGCGUACAGCCAGUAAAUACGACGAUUGCCGAUUGCUGCACUUGCCUAACGUCAGGUUGAGCAUCAAACUGGCGUGGGUGUGCCUAGGCGACCCGCGCGACCAUCACGCCGCUGUACCCUGCGCCCCGGAUCGGUUACCUGAAUACUCGAGCAAUCAGGAGCACGACUCCUUCAGGGCGUUCCGCUCACAGAACCUCAACGUCAGUCUCUCGCUGGAGACUAAACCGACAGGCUCGCCUACGUUGACUAGCGCACCGACGGCCUUGCUCUACGGCAGCACGUUGAGGUGGUUCGAGAACCUGAAAUUGAUACUGUCCGGCGCGACAAGACCUACCAGGAAGGGUCCGCUGUUCAAAAACACCAGACCCAGGAAGAAGCAGCUCAGCAGACACUACAGGAAGGUUCGACUGACCCUGGCGUUCCAUCGAUUCCAUGUCAACUACUGGAUGUCCUUCGCGAUGCAACGGGGCUUCGAGGUGACCGGCGGCAGGGUGGCCUGCAGUUCGGAACACAAUCUGGCGCUGCAUCCGAUCGACGACGGGCUGAUACACCGGCCACGCGCCGAGUGGUCCGUCAUCUAUAUGAAUUGUGAGCUCAGCGACGCCGAGAUCUGGCUGAAGAGCGCGUUACAGGAAGAGGAGGAGAGCGCGUCGCUGCGUCAGCCGGUCGAGAAGUGUUAUUGCCUGAGCGUCGCCCGCGUUAGCUACGGCAGGGAGGCGAUGGUCGCGGGUAUAAGCGGCGACACGCCGAUCCAUCGACUGGUGGUGCACGACCUGCGAGGCGCCUGGACCAAGACCAAUCGCGACGUCGCGUUCGCGCUCUUCGACUCCUUCAUCAAGACCCAGCAACUCAAGAAGAACUUGUCGACCGCGGCGCUCAAGGGUUUCCACCGGGACAACAGCACGACACCGCACAAGAACCGCCGUACCAGACCCUCCGUGGGCGACCAGCAGAGCACACCCACCCAGGUGACACCCUCGUCCGCUGUGAAGCCGCAGCAAGGCGAGGCGGUUGGAAUGCUGCAGAGAUUGAUAGCGGAGGCUACAAACAAGCCGGUAGCCUUCAGCGACGAUCUGUCGGUGCAGACCAGGGGGCAACAGCUGCGUGGCUUAGCGGCUUGUCAUCAGGACGAUGUCUUGCACAAAAAUUGGCUGAUCGCCUUGGUGAACAGCCAGGUAUUGCUGAAAGGCAUCGAGACUCGCGGCUAUGUGAUCCUCUCGGCAGCCAAGGCAGAGAUAUUGCAGAGGGUUCAUCACCCGGUCUGGAAGGAACGGUCUCUGGUUCCGAAGACGACCUGGGUCGGCUCGUUGGAGUGCAUGCAGUAUUACGCGACCGUGAGCGCGAAUAUCGACGACAAUAUCGAUGAUAACAUCAUGUGGUUGACAUUAGACAACAUUCAGGAAAAAGAUUCGACCGUUAUAGCCGGCUUGCCAGACGUCCCGGCGUUGGUAGGGUCCGGUCAGAGCGUAGGUGGAGUGGUCAGUCAGACGGUAGGAGGUGGGGGAGGCCCUCAGCAUCAGCUGCAGCGCAUAGUUUCCCGUUGCAAGUGCGAGUUCUUCUACGUCGGUUACGGCCAGACCUUGGACGUAGGCUCAGUGGACCAGGUGCCGCCGCCACCCAGAGAGGAAGUCAGCCCAUGGGAGCGGAAGGACUUGUCCGCGGCCGAUGCGUUCACGCUGAUGCACCACGACUUGGACGUGUGCACCAAUUCGUUGCAAUAUGCCAUGAUCUUGGAUAUAGUCAACAACUUGCUGCUGUACGUAGAGCCGAGGCGGAAGGAGGCCUCGGAGAGGCUACAGAGGAUGAGGUUCCAGUUGCAGUUGCAUUCCGUCGAGGACCAGAAGAGGCCAAUACAGCAGCUGCAGAACACGGUGCGCUGUUUGGUGGCAAAAUUGAGGAGGUUGGAGCGCGAAACAUAUCUAGUGCAGAAAGCGUUGGCCGACGAGUCGAGUCCGGAGUUGCUGACUGAGAUGGAGCGGCUGGAAGCGAGCGUCUUCGAGUGCAAGGAACAGCUCAGCGCCAAGGCGGAGGAGUUGGAUGUCAUGUUGAGCUGUUACAAGGAGACAACCGCGCCAGCGGCCGCGUCGGCCACGUUGAAAGACAAGCCGGCUGCGGUAGCCAGAGUGGCCGAGAUUUGCUUCAAGCACGCUCAGUGGAGGCUGACUGAUGCGGACGGCCAGCUAGGAAUCGCUGAUCUUAUCCUGACUAAUUUUCUGUAUACCAAAACGAGCAAGACCGACGACUCGGUGGAGCAUCUGCUGGAGCUGGGAUACGUCCGGAUGACGAAUCUGUUGCCGAAUCAGAUCUACACAGAGGUACUCACGCCGACAGAGCUGCAGAGCAAUAUGCCUGUCGACCGGCAAAGGGCUCUUCGGGUUUUCUGCAGGGAAAAAGCACCGGUAGCGGGUAUAUCUGUGAAGGAACAUUUCGAGAUCAAUGUGGUGCCUCUUACGAUAGGUCUGACGAAGAAGUUCUUCAACACUAUGUUGAAGUUCUGCUUUCCGGAAAGAGAUCCGGAAGGUAUAGAGGAAGCACCAGCACCGCAACGCGAUUCGUCCUUUUAUGUGCCCAUCGAGAGGAGAGACGACGUGGAAAAGAUGAAGGAGCGAGCUGACAAGAACAAAUUGUUCAUAUACAUCAAGAUACCGGAAGUACCUGUUCGCGUAUCGUAUAAGGGAAAUAAGGAGAAAAAUCUCGAAGACGUGCGUGACUUCGCGCUGGUCAUACCGACUUUGGAAUAUCACAAUGUCACAUGGACGUGGCUCGACUUGCUCUUGGCGAUGAAGAGCGACUCCAGGCGCGUAAUACUCAGUCAAGCUAUCAAACAAAAGCUGCAGAUCAAACCGAGGGGCCCACCCGAGGAAUCGGCACCGCAGGAAGAGGAUAAGGCUCGUCUUUUGUUAGGUACCAGACAUCUACCUGGAGAUGCGAGAAAGAAAAGCGUCUUUAAGUUUAAAUAAUUUAUAGGCAACCCGUAGAUUUUUUCUCUGGGUAACGUAGUAACUUAUUUAUUAUUAUGGCAUCGGUAAUCGUUGCAUGUGCGAUCUUACGUACAUGUCGUGUACAAAUAAAUUGUACAGAUUAGUAAUAUCUAAGUUAUACUAAUAUACACAUCUUCCUGAGGUGUUGAAACGUCAA